AGCGCUACUGCAUUCUCGCUCCUUAAAUAUUGAUUGUGGCUGCGGACGACGAGAAUGGCCCCUACCAAGUUUCGAGAACCUCAACCCGUCAAAGUCACAUCCAAACCGACAACUUCCAAGCCCGCUCCCCGCGAUCCGAUUCAGUUGGUAGUCCAGCCUAAAGCUGAGCCCAAGCCACCCAAUGCCACUGAAUCUAAGUGGCCUGCGACAAAGCCUCAACAGGUUUACACUAAGAAGGCACCACAUCGCUCUAGCAAACCUAUCAUUAACUGGUUUCAGCGCAAAUUAUCUGGUACUGUGAAGCCGAGCAGGAUUUCAGAAAACGCGUUUGUACAGGGCAACUCACAGAAGGCUCCAAACGGCAAGAAUGGUACAAGCACGUCUCAUUCCAGGUCGAAUAGUCGUUCGGUAUCUUCUCCGUUGCCACAGCUCACUCCGAGUUCAUCGCAAAGACAGGGAGUAGCUGGGAAUGGCAGUCGAAAUGGUUAUACCACAUCUCAACGAAAGACUAUUUCUCUAAAUGGAGAGGGUGAUUUGGACGUCGGUUUCAUACAUUCAGACGAUGAAGAUCUUGACGCGUCGACUUAUCGCUCAUCACUAGCUCGCGACUCCUUUUGGUCUCCUGCAAGCGCUCUCGAAGCAGAUGAAGAUGCCUCUCUUCGACCUAUCCCCCCCAGCUCACCUCCAUCUCCUUCACUAUCCCACUCCUCUUCUUCGUAUCUAUCCAAUCCUCGCACCUUUAGAAGUAUCGCCGCAAGUACAAAACCAACAACAGUACUAAGCAUUGACCUUGGUCCUGCUGGAGUAGGACACAUAGCACAAGUUCCUAUUACACCGGUAUCCCAAGCUAAUCCUCGUUUUCCUCCCCAUGGACGGACAUCAUCCACUGGAACAAACAGUGGGUUGAUAGGCAGUGGUGCAUCCGUUACCUUCUCUGCUCUCCCGCCCUCUCUUCAAUCAUCCUCUCGCCCACCUUCCUCCCUGAAUUUCAGCUCAUCCACGCCGGUAUCACUAAGCCCGUCAUCUCACAUGCAUGGACUACAAGCCCCUCUGUAUACCGCGUAUCAUCCAAGGAACAAUCCUCGUCCCUCUUCUCCACCCUUGGAUAAUGCUUCUGUUUUAACCCUCGCUUCUUCAGCUUAUGCCAUUCCUGGUCAACGUUUGACAAUGGGAUUUACGGGUUCAACUGCACGGUCGGGACUUAUCGGAGGUGGAGACUCGAUUUCUCAUUUAGAGGGCAGCUUUACCGCAGAUGCAGAAGGCGACGUCAUGAGCCAAUUUGUGCUCGGAGAUGAUGAUCGCCAAGAUGCUGAUGUAGAACGCGACGUAGAUGCCAGCGUGCGUGCUCUUCGUCCACGGAGCUCACGGAGAGGAAGUUGGGAGAGUGAGGUUAGUGGAUGGAGUGCUAGAAUUCUUGGGACAGGGGGCCCCAUAAGCAUGGGCAGCAAGAGCUUGUGGACAACCAAUAGUACCAAGACUGGCGGACCUCGGAGCGUGGAUGAAGAAGAAGUUAACGGUGGCUUGGAAACCUCACUGGAAGAAAAGAGUUCUUCGGACGGACCGGAUCAAGUUGACGUGUCCUCACCUGAGACGCCUGCCACAGGCGACGAAUACGACUCGGCCAAGGAGACAGUGAUUGAUGAAUCCUCCGAAUCUGUUGAUCAUGAUGUUCCUGCUACCCUUGGCCGGGCUUCAGGAUCUACAGCAAUUCGCGUGCUUUCCUUAGCGGAAACCUAAGGCAUGUUCAUGAGCGUAUGCCGGUGGACUCCCAACUGAAUGUUUUCCUCUACCAUUAGAAUACGUGAGAGGUGAUAUCGAUUUCAUUCUUGAUCACUGAGAACUGCCAGGGUCAGAUCCAAUCGGGUGUCACAGCAGCUUUCCUUCUUGCUACUUUAUGUAUGUUCUUCGUUCAUGUUAUACACUGCAGUUACCACUCUCCUUGACGUUAUUCUGAUCAUUGGCAUGCAUAUCACACUCAUUUGCAUAGCUCUGCAUCUCAUUCUUCUUGUCAUCUUGUACAUCAACUUGAAAAUUAUUGUUACACAUUUGCUCGCUGCCCCACGUAGCAACCAUACAAUCUUAUAAGAUAUUUCCGAGUCUUCCACUACACAGUGCACACGGCACAUCCCUGUUGACCGUAGUAUAGCUAGUUCAGAUUAUGACAGGGUUGGUCAUGU
Molecule: messenger RNA, 2177 nt
Organism: Suillus subalutaceus
Lineage: Eukaryota; Fungi; Basidiomycota; Agaricomycetes; Boletales; Suillaceae
Exons: 1
Coding region: 55-1737 (560 amino acids)
Source: RefSeq, a predicted model, not a curated record